AUGGCGCAAUCGCUGACGAACGAGCUCUACCUUCAGAAGUUGGAGGAGCUUCGCCAGUUGGAACAGAUCCUUGGCGGUACCCAGCAGCUUGCCGAUGGGCUUGAGUCGAUGGUGGCCGAACUCGGACGCAUGGCGUCGGGCGCCGACAAAGUGGCCUACCUCCUCGCCAACUGGAAAAGCGUUACUCAAGCAACCCAGUUGGGCAGUCUUGGUGGCGGUGUCGCUACUGAUUCGGGAGUAUACACCGCUCCGUUGGUGCGGUACCCUCUCGAUGACCCCGAACAAACCACUGAGCCCUAG
This is a messenger RNA of Diutina rugosa, 300 nucleotides long. RefSeq names its product Dad2p (gene DAD2). The transcript has a single exon. Lineage: Eukaryota; Fungi; Ascomycota; Pichiomycetes; Serinales; Debaryomycetaceae. The coding region runs from base 1 to 300 and encodes 99 amino acids. The record is from RefSeq and is a predicted model, not a curated record. Gene Ontology annotation, cellular component: mitotic spindle; DASH complex. Gene Ontology annotation, biological process: mitotic cell cycle.